AUGGCUAGUUCCCUCGACAGUUCCUACAGCCUGGUCCAUUUGGACAACACGGCAGACCAGCCAAGUCAGCAAGAUCUCAAAACCCAACUCGAGAAGGGCACCGAUGAAACCAAACUCGACACCAUGCGCCGUAUCCUGACAAUAAUGCUCAGCGGUGACCCAAUGCCCAAUCUUCUCAUGCAUAUCAUCCGAUUCGUCAUGCCGUCAAAAAGCAAGCCUCUCAAGAAACUUCUGUACUUCUAUUACGAAAUUUGUCCGAAAUUGGAUGCGAGCGGAAAGUUGAAGCAAGAGAUGAUAUUGGUCUGUAACGGCAUUCGGAAUGACCUUCAACAUCCUAACGAAUUCGUCCGGGGAAAUACCCUUCGCUUCCUCUCAAAACUCCGCGAGCCUGAGUUGAUCGAGCCCCUACUGUCUGCUGCGCAGACCUGUCUAGACCACAGACAUGCCUAUGUUAGGAAAAACGCUGUUUGGGCCCUCGCUUCAGUCUACCAGCAUGCACAACAUCUUAUUCCAGAUGCUCCAGAAAUGCUCUUUGCAUUUCUCGCUGCCGAGAGCGAUACCACAUGCAAGCGCAAUGCUUUUGGGGCUCUAAUGACUAUCAGCCAUGAGAAAGCUCUUGAAUACUUGACGGGGGUUCUUGACGGAGUUCCAAAUGCCGAUGAACUAUUACAACUGGUCGAGCUAGAAUUCAUCAGAAAAGACGCCGUACAGAAUCAACAGAACAAGGCGCGAUAUCUGCGGCUUAUCUUUGAUCUGCUCGAAGCGAACGCCAGCACUGUCGUCUAUGAGGCCGCGACAUCCUUAACAGCUCUUACUAGCAAUCCAGUUGCGGUCAAGUCUGCUGCCGGAAAGUUGAUUGAAUUGAGCAUCAAAGAAGCAGACAACAAUGUGAAGCUGAUCGUGCUCGAGAGAGUAGAUCAAUUGAGACGACGGAACCAAGGUGUGCUCGAUGACCUCACUAUGGAAAUCCUUCGCGUUCUUUCCAGCCCAGAUCUUGAUGUUCGCCGAAAGGCAUUGUCUAUUGCACUGGAAAUGGUGUCCAGCAAAAACGUCCAAGAAAUUGUGAUGCUCUUGAAGAAAGAACUCAGUAAAACAGUUGUGGAACAGUAUGAAAAGAAUUCAGAAUACCGGCAACUCCUCAUACAAUCCAUUCACCAAUGUGCUAUCAAGUUCUCGGAAAUCGCCGCUAGCGUUGUGGAUGUUUUGAUGGAUUUCAUCGCCGACUUCAACAACAGCUCCGCCGUCGAUGUCAUUUCCUUUGUCAAGGAGGUGGUGGAAAAAUUCCCCAAGCUCAGAUCUUCAAUCGUGGAAAAACUCGUCUCAACUCUUGGGGAGGUGCGAGCUGGAAAGGUCUAUCGGGGUUCCUUGUGGGUUAUUGGCGAGUACUCUUUACAGGAGAAUGAUAUCAAAGAAGCCUGGAAACGAAUUAGAGCAAGUCUUGGAGAGAUUCCUAUUCUUGCAUCCGAGCAAAGGCUGCUUGACGAACAGGCCAACGAGGAUACCGAAUCCAAGGAACAAGUCAAUGGCAACUCAAAUAAGCCAACUACAAGCAGCUCGAGGAAAGUACUCGCAGAUGGAACAUAUGCCACUGAGACAGCAUUGACCAGCGAUUCGGCUGCCAAAGCUCGACUCGAAGCAGUCAAAGCAGCACAGAAACCUCCGUUGCGACAGCUCAUCCUGGAUGGUGACUACUACCUCAGUACUGUCCUUUCUUCAACACUCACAAAACUUGUGAUGAGACAUUCGGAAAUAUCAUCUGAUCAAGCCCGCACGAAUGCCCUAAGAGCGGAAGCAAUGUUGAUCAUGAUCUCGAUAAUUCGUGUUGGUCAGUCACAAUUUGUCAAAGCACCUAUAGAUGAAGAUUCUGUCGAUCGGAUCAUGUCUUGUGUGCGCGCUCUCGCCGAGUUUACUGAACGCAAAGAACUGGAAACAUCUUUCUUGGACGAUACACGAAAGGCUUUCCGAGCUAUGGUACAAGCUGAAGAAAAGAAACGUGCUGCCAAAGAAGCAGUGGAGAAAGCGAAGACUGCAGUUCAGGUCGAAGACGUCUUCACAAUCCGGCAAUUGACGAAGAAGAAUGCUGGCGAUGGCGCCGACGAGAUGGGCCUCGAUCUGGAAAAAGCCACUGGAGGCGAUGCGUCAAUCGAAGAUCUAUCGUCGAAGCUGAGCCGAGUGGUUCAGCUUACUGGGUUCUCUGACCCUGUAUAUGCAGAAGCCCAUGUCAAAGUCCACCAAUUCGACAUAAUCCUGGAUGUGUUAUUGGUCAAUCAGACAAACGAGACACUACAAAAUUUGUCAGUCGAGUUUGCAACUCUUGGUGACUUGAAAGUUGUUGAGCGGCCCACCACUCACAAUUUAGGUCCCCAAGACUUCCUCAACGUUCAAUCCACAAUCAAGGUCUCAAGUACCGAUACUGGAGUCAUCUUUGGAAAUGUCGUCUACGACUCUCCAUCAGGCACAGAUACACGUGUGGUUAUCCUCAAUGAUGUUCAUGCUGAUAUUAUGGACUAUAUUCAACCCGCCACCUGCUCAGAGUCGGCAUUCCGCACGAUGUGGACAGAGUUUGAAUGGGAGAACAAAGUCAACAUCAAUAGCAAGAGCACAACAAAGACAUUGAGGGAAUUCUUGGAUCAAUUAAUGAAGAGCACCAACAUGACAUGUCUAACACCUGACGCAGGCCUCAAAGGCGACUGCCAAUUUCUCAGCGCCAAUCUCUACGCUAGGAGUGUAUUUGGUGAGGAUGCUCUCGCGAACCUGAGUAUCGAAAAGACAGCCGACGACUCAGUCAUCGGAUUUAUCAGAAUCAGAUCCAGGUCACAAGGAUUGGCACUUAGUCUCGGAUCACUUAAGGGGUUGAAAGCGGGCACUUAUUAA
Messenger RNA from Exophiala bonariae, 2874 nucleotides. RefSeq lists its product as uncharacterized. Gene Ontology annotation, cellular component: COPI vesicle coat; cytoplasm. Gene Ontology annotation, biological process: intra-Golgi vesicle-mediated transport; intracellular protein transport; endoplasmic reticulum to Golgi vesicle-mediated transport. Gene Ontology annotation, molecular function: structural molecule activity. NCBI's taxonomy places the organism in Eukaryota, Fungi, Ascomycota, Eurotiomycetes, Chaetothyriales, Herpotrichiellaceae. The record is from RefSeq and is a predicted model, not a curated record. The transcript has 3 exons. Bases 1 to 2874 code for a protein of 957 amino acids.